Plectropomus leopardus (leopard coralgrouper) is the source of this 3915-nucleotide messenger RNA. RefSeq names its product armadillo repeat containing 9 (gene armc9). NCBI's taxonomy places the organism in Eukaryota, Metazoa, Chordata, Actinopteri, Perciformes, Serranidae. Gene Ontology annotation, biological process: cilium assembly. Gene Ontology annotation, cellular component: ciliary tip; ciliary basal body; centriole. The record is from RefSeq and is a predicted model, not a curated record. Gene Ontology annotation, molecular function: protein binding.
GGUUAGCUGACUAAUAUCAAAGUAACUGAAGCCAAUAAGCAUGAUCGAAGAUGGGUUGCAUAAGUUUCAGUUGCGGAUGAAUACGCAGAAAGCGAAUACUAAUUUAUUUACUCUUUAAAUGAUGUGCGAAUGAGGCUCCACAGGCUUCUCGCUGAGAGUGCAAACGUUAUUUUGUGAGAGCAGAAGUAUUUGCCGUCAGUAGGUGUUUUAAAGGUUUUGGGCACUCACAUGAGUUCCAGGGAGGGAGCCAAGAUGGGGGACAUCUUGGCAACUGAAGCCGAUCUUCUUGGGAUGAUCAAGGAGUACCUUAAGUUUGAGGAAUUUCAAGAGACUGUACACAGUUUUGACAAGGAGUGCAAAAAUAAGGGCAAGCUCGUCUCAAAGCCUCAAGGAAGCACUCUCAGAGACUCAAAGACUCGUGGCAUUCAGAAAGACCUUCUCAGCUCUUUUGAUGACGGAGACCACAAAGUGUUCUUUGAACUGUGGACAGAAAAUAUUCCCUCUGAGAUAAAAAACACAGACACCGAGGCCCAGAGCCUGGAGUUUUACCUUCACAUCCACUUCACAAUCUACCCACUGAGGAGGCACCCUGGCAGACAUGACCAAGCUGAGUUUGAGGAGAGGAUUUCCCGUUUCAAGCAAUACCUGGAGACUCGAGGAGCAGCACUGAGUCAGACCACAGAGUUUCUGCCUUACUAUGCCUUGCCAUUCGUCCCCAACCCCACUGUCCAUCCCUCCUUCAAAGAUCUUUUCCAGGAUUCCUGGAUACCACGGCUGAAGGACAAACUGGAGCAGUUUCUGUCAGUGACACUGAAACCGUCCAACACGCCGAGGCUGCUGAAUUUAUAUAAGGAGGGAGGAAGGAGUACUAAAGAGGCUAUGCAGCAGUUACAGCUCCAACUGGUAGAAUCAGACCGGCGCAUCACUAGUUACGUACGGAAGUUCAACAAGAUGCAGGCAGACUACCAUAACCUGAUUGGAAUCACUGCUGAGCUUGUCGACUCACUGGAGGCCACCGUCAGCGGAAAAAUGAUCUCCCCUGAGUAUCUACAGAGUGUGUGUGUUCGCCUGUUCAGCAGCCAGAUGAGGCAGAGCGUGGUGCAGAGCACCGACUUCACCAGGCCUGGCACUGGAUAUUACUCUAUGAGUCCCUAUGAUGAUGGCUAUGCUUCCUCGAUGCUGCGCGCAUCCAUUGCACCACAGAGAUCCAAGGAGGUGCCAAUGCUGCCCUCACUGGACUACGAGAAGCUGAAGAAAGACCUGGUUGAAGGCUCAGACAGACUCAGGUCCCUACUGCUUCAGGCACUGCGCUGGAGACUGACUCGCUCCCUCCCUGGAGAACAAAGAGACACAGUUCUUCAAGCCUUUAUCAGUAAUGAUCUUUUGGAGCGCUACAGCACGAAACAGAUAACGGUGCUUCAUUUAAUGAGAUCGAAGAAUGAGAUUGUCCGCCAAUACAUGGCUCGUCUCAUCAAUGCAUUUGCCUCCCUUGCAGAGGGUCGGGUUUACCUCUCCCAUAUCCCCGUUCUUUUGAAACUUCUGACAGAAGCACUCAGGACAGAGGACAAAGACUCCCUGACUAGAGAGAAUGUGCUUGUGGCCUUACAGAAACUCAGCCUUAGGAGGAGCCAACAGACUGCCAUGAUAGCAGAUGGUCUGAUUGGAUGGCUGGUGGAUGAGCUGCAAGAAUCAGACUGCCUAAGUGACUACACCCUGGAGUACUCUGCAGCUCUGCUCAUGAACCUGUGUCUACGAACGAAAGGAAAAAGGAAGUGUGCAGAGAACGCCAAGCAUGUGCUAAAGGUUCUAACUGACCUUCUUGGACACGAGAACCAUGAGAUUCGACCGUAUGUGAAUGGAGCCCUGUACAGUAUCCUGUGUAUUCCCUCUGUGAGACAGGAAGCCAAAGAGAUGAGUGUAGAGGAGAUUCUCCGCUGCUACAGCAAAGAGGAGAACCCAGAUCUCAACAGACAGAUCGAGUUCAUCAUUAAGCAACUGAACUCAGCUGAUGAAGAGGGCCCAGAGUCAGAUGAUGAAGAAGAAGAGGACGAUAAUGAUGAAGAUUUAAUGGAGACAGAGCUUGAUAUAGAGGAAGUUCUUCAACCACAGCCCAGGGAGCUAUCUGGGGAGAGUCUGCUCACUACGGAGUACCUGGGAAUUAUGACCAACAUGGCAAAAGUGAAGAGGAAGUCAACCCCUCUGCAGCAGCCAAAUGUUGAUGAACCUCUACAGCGGCCAGUCACACCAAGUUCUCACCGUAAUGUCAACUCAGUGGAUUACCGAUCUGGCAGUCAGGGGGGUGAGGGUAGCAAGGACGGGGAAUACCCUCUAAGCAGACAGAAAAGCGAGGAAGGAAGCCUGCCUCCUUCCCGAUACAACUCCAGACCUCCUACACGCUCCGGCAGUCGCCCCAGCACUGCUGACUCUCUACGUCACAGUAUCGACUCAGAGUGUGGCCGGUUGUCCCAGGAGUCAGAGUUGGAUGGGCCAUAUGAAGGGCGAGCCAGAAAAGGACGUCCCCAGGAGGACCACAAUGGACACUCUGGCAGUGGUGAUUAUGUCCCUGCAUUUGCAAGCCUGCCCAAGAUCCCCCGUACACCUGACACAGCAUCCAGCCAGAACGCCAGCGCUCAGCGGGCUCGGGGCCCGGCUCUGGCACCCCAGUUUUCCCAGUCAGAGCCCCAGCAGAGCAGCCGGCCAGGCUCUGCCAGCUCCACGGGAGGAGGGGGGCCACAAAGUGGAAGCAGCCAGUCAAAGCGGAGGUGAAGAGGGAGCUGUCACCAUGGAGUAGUGCUAUCUCCCCGGGAGCAUCGGGCUUCCUGUAACAUCAUCCCCCCAGAGUGUGAUCAGGGUCAGGCCAACAGAGAUGGUCGAGGAUCAGCGGCAGCAGGAGGAGGGGCUUGAACAAUGCGAAGGAUUGUGGCUCUACAUUUUUUGCUUCCUUCCCUUCUGCUUCAGCACAGACUUCUUCUGUAACAUAAUAUGGACAAUAAUCACAUCCCCAAGCCGUCCGAAUCCUGUGUACUUUGUAGCCUUAGUUGGCCCUGAGUUUCCUCACUCUCUCUUCGAGGUGAUAGUUUGUACACCUGACUAUGUGCAACAUCCUCCAGCCGUGACAAAAUUCCUAUGUAACAAGAUGUGGGUAUUCUUACACUGAAAUAUAGUUACGAGUUAUGCCAGUUCACAAGACAAUAUUGUCUGGUUUUCUGGCAGAAGAACAAUACAUUUCUUCACAUCAGCAGGGAUGAGAUGUCUCUUGUUGCUGAUAAACUGUCAAUAGCUGUGCAUAAGUCUGAAUAUGAGCAGAGGUGCUAAGACUUUAGCACAGCUUGGUUUUAACUACAUGUAAACAGGGGACUGAUGGUUUUGGAAAACUGUCAUAAACAGGCAUAGAGGUUAAAUGUUUGAUUAUGUUUCUGUGAUUAUUACAAAACUUUAAUAUGAGAACUUUAAUAUGAGAAAAAGCAGGUACUUUUUUGUCUUUGAAUUGAUUGUUUAGAUAUUUAUAAAAAAAAAAAAAGAGUGAAGGCCCAUUUUUGAAGUUCUCAUCUCAAUCCUACCAAUCUAUAAUCUUCUGAGUCUCACUGUAUAUUGAUUUUUGACUGUGGUGGAAAAUGUCCGUCCGUAUGAAUAAAUAAUUGUACCAGCAUUACUUCAAAUAGAAAACAUUAUCUCAUAUCAGAGUCGCUGCUCCUGUUUUGCUCUAGAAAAACACGUCUUGACAUAAGUUGUCAGGAUAGUGCAUCUUUUAAAGAAAUACUGAUAACUGCUCAUUGCUGUUAACAUUUACUGCCAUCAACUGACAAAAAAAACUUGAAUUUGUGUGAACGUCUUAAAUCCACCAUUGCUUGCAUUGUGCAUUUGCACCAUUUUCCAGCUGUGGUGAUGUAUAGUUUAUUUAUGUUAACUGCUCCA